CAGAGACGCUCUCGUGCCGGGUCGUCUUGUGACUGUGGAACAACGCAAAACUCUACCACCUAUGAGCACCGUCAAUCCUGGCACAUGGAUUGGGAGGUGGGAAAAGUACACGGGGUCCUUAUCAUGGUGGUCUCGCCGGCUAUCUGCUAGGGUUACACAUGAUGAGAUGGGAGUGAUGAGAUGGGAGGUGACAACCUCAACUGUGAUGAAGGUCACAGGCAAAGUCCUGGCAGCUCCCUGCGGCUUCCUGGGCGUCAACACCAAUCAGCAUACCGCGUGGAGCUUCCGACGCUAAUAUUACUGGAGAUUGUGCGUCGGGAACUCAGCAUCUGGGCCAGUGCGUACCUCAUUGGGGCCUUGGGCUGCGUAUCUUUGGAGCCUCUAAGCCGAGCAAUGAACUAUAUCCUGCACAGGGCCCAGUCAAAGAAGCCGUAUACUCUUGGCUCCUCUUGGUCCUGUACCCUUGCGUUGCUUGUGCUUGCGGCAUUCGAUUCCACUAUUACACCACGUCACCAUGGCAAAGACGCAGCCACACUGUCUACGCGGGAGGUUACACGCGUGCUUGGACGAAGUGGAUCCGUAAAGGCCCUAUAUCAAUCAGACGCCUUAGAGCUACAUACCCCAGACCCAACAUUAAAUUGCACAAGACUACCAUUGCACUUAUACCUCGACACCCGCUGCUCACACGAUUUGCACCCCGUUCCAACCAUCAACGCAUCUUUGAGCGUAUCCCCUCCAACACGUGUAUUGUGUUGAGCACCCCAUUGAUCACAUCCCGUCAACGCUUUCCCAAACACUGGGCUACUCUUUCCUCCCUCCACAUGUCUCCCCCACAUCAUCCCCCCCAAACGUCACCCACCAAUAUGUCUUCACAGCCAUUUGAG
Messenger RNA from Cucurbitaria berberidis CBS 394.84, 884 nucleotides. RefSeq lists its product as uncharacterized. The transcript has a single exon. The record is from RefSeq and is a predicted model, not a curated record. Bases 181 to 756 code for a protein of 191 amino acids. Lineage: Eukaryota; Fungi; Ascomycota; Dothideomycetes; Pleosporales; Cucurbitariaceae.